This is a messenger RNA of Psilocybe cubensis, 4323 nucleotides long. RefSeq lists its product as uncharacterized. The coding region runs from base 1 to 4323 and encodes 1440 amino acids. The record is from RefSeq and is a predicted model, not a curated record. Gene Ontology annotation, cellular component: alpha DNA polymerase:primase complex. The transcript has 19 exons. Gene Ontology annotation, biological process: leading strand elongation; mitotic DNA replication initiation; lagging strand elongation. Gene Ontology annotation, molecular function: chromatin binding; purine nucleotide binding; DNA-directed DNA polymerase activity. NCBI's taxonomy places the organism in Eukaryota, Fungi, Basidiomycota, Agaricomycetes, Agaricales, Agrocybaceae.
AUGGCAGACCGUUCUCGACGCGAAAGAAAGUCGAAACUCGACAAACUAGCGGAGUACAAGAGGGCUCGCGAAGGAGGAACGCGUGUUUUCAAGGAAGAAGAUGUCGAGAUUUACGAUGAGGUUUCGGAAGAUCAGUACCAAAAGAUAGUCAAGGGACGUUUGCAACGCGAUGACUUUGUGGUCGACGAUGGUGCAGAAGGAUAUGUUGAUAAUGGGAUGGAUGACUGGGCAGGCGGUGAUGAAGAGUUUAGAGAUGACUCUGAAGAAGAGGGUAGAAAGAAAGACAAAAAGAAGAAGAAUAAAACUGAGAAACCAAAAGCCAAACCUAAGCCUCCUCCUCCCGUGGCUCCAUCUAUCAACGCAUACCGCCCUGCCGUGUCCGCAGAACAAGAAGCCGAUUUUAUGGCUUCGCUACUUGGAAAUGUUGAUAACCUGGUCACCGAACCACUUCCAAAGCCCUCAAGGAAACGUAAACCAUCGCCGGAGUAUGAAGAGCCGCGUUAUAAUCGCCACUCGUAUCGACGGAAAUCUCCAUUCGCAGACGCCUCUUCCGACGGGCCUGUAGAGGAUAUUGCUCACACCUUGAGCGAUGAUGCCUUUAGCAGCCCUAAUAAACGCACGCGUACCGAGGACGGAGCUAUCACUCCUGCAGCAGAAAGGCUGGCAUCUCUUGAAGUCGACGGUAGCUCAGAUGGCUUCGACAGCUCUUACGACGACAUUAACAUGGAUGAUUUCAUGGACAUGGACGACGACUUCGACGUCAAACCUCAAGUCAAACGCGAAGAACCGGCAAUUACAUUGUCAAAAAAGCCUGCGCCUCAGGCUGCUACCUCCAAACUCAAAGAAGAAGCCGACGUAAAGCCUGCAUGGCUAUCUGUCUACGACUCGCUAGCCGUUGAGUCCGAGGAUACCCUUGGCCCUCUUUCGACGAGCAAUUCUUCUUCGACAAAUUCGACAAACAUUUCCGCUCUGGAGGAAGAUGGUUCACUUCGAUUCUUUUGGAUUGAUUACAUGGAGUUGGAUGGACUACUUUAUUUUAUCGGCAAGCUGAAAGAGAAGACUUCUGGUACAUGGAUCUCAUGCUGCGUGAAGGUAGAGGGCAUCAAGCGAAACUUAUUUGUCCUACCUCGAGAGAAGCGUGUUGAACAAGACGAGGAAGGAAAUAUCCACGAAACCGACAUUAUCCCCACCCAAGAAGACAUCGACGAGGAUUUCGACUUGAUUCGCAAAGCCAUGAAAAUAAAAUCGUAUCGAGCCAAGUUUGUCAAGCGUAAGUAUGCGUUUGGAGAGCAAGAUAUCCCACGAGGCGAAGCUCAGUGGAUGAAAGUUAUCUACGGUUUUAACGAGCCUGUAGUACCCAUGAACGCAGAAAGUCAGAACAUCGCCCGUAUACUGGGUACAAAUACUAGUGCCUUUGAACUCCUUGUUCUCAAACGAAAAAUCAUGGGUCCCUGCUGGAUAACCAUUAAAAACCCCCAGAUAGAGAACACUGGUGUUUCGUGGUGCAAACUCGAAGUUACAGUAGCGGACCCGAAGGAUUUCAAUCCAUUCUCAGAGACCGAUGCUAAUGCUCCGAAGGAACAGCCGCCUCUCAAUGUUAUGAGUUUGUGUGUGCGUACAGUUGUCAAUCAUCAAGAAAACAAGCGAGAGGUCGUCUGCGCGACUGCCAGAAUUUGGCACAACAUGCAAAUUGACGAUGCUACGCCUCCUGAGAAACUGAAAUGUACCGUUCAUACAUUUGUUCGUCCUCUGGACCGUUUCCCUACAAAUUUCGAAAGAGAGGCCAAAAGCAAUGCUAAGGGGACCAUCAUGCCGAUGAAAAAUGAAAGGAUGUUGUUGAGCAGUCUAUUGGUGACACUGCACAAAGCUGACCCUGACAUUAUCGUUGGCCACGAUUUCCUUGGAGUGUCGCUCGAUGUGCUGUUGAAUCGGAUGCGCGAUCUUAAGGUCGAUCAUUGGUCGCGUCUUGGACGUUUCAGGCGUUCGCGGUGGCCUAAUAUCGGCAAGCAGGGCUCAAAUCUAAAGUUUUUGAACGGUCGUUUGCUCUGCGAUCUCGCCAGUGAUGGCGCAAAGAGUAUGAUUGCCUCUACGACCUGGACGAUGACGGAGAUGUGUAAAACACAUUUGAACAUUGAACGCGAAGAUUUCGAUCCCGAUGAUACCGCCAGCAAACUCGACGGAAGCCUGUCAUCGCCCGAGCCUAUGCUCAAAUUUGUCCGCCAUUGCGAACUGGACGCUCAUUUCCAGAUGGCUAUCGCAUCAAAGGUGCAGAUCCUGCCUCUGACGAAACAGUUGACAAAUCUGGCUGGAAACUCCUGGAACAAAACUCUGAACGGAGGUCGUGCAGAACGUAACGAGUACAUUCUUCUGCACGAGUUCCAUCGACUGAAGUACAUCUGCCCUGACAAAACCUUCGGCAAGAAGUCCGUUGCUGUCAAGGAGGAGCCUCAGGACGAUGACGAGCAGGGCCAAGGCCAAAGCGGGAAGAAAGUCGGGAAGAAACGCGACAAAUACAAGGGUGGUCUAGUCUUCGAACCGAAGCGAGGCUUGUGGGACAAAUUUAUCCUCGUCAUGGAUUUCAAUUCCUUGUACCCAAGCAUCAUCCAAGAGUACAACAUCGAUUUUACCACUGUCGAACCUGUGGAUGAUGAUGAGAACGGCGAUGAACGUAUACCGGAGCCACCGUCGACGGAUGUAUCGCAGGGCGUCCUCCCUCGUCUUAUUGCCACCCUCGUGAAUCGUCGUCGGCAGGUGAAAUCUUUGAUGAAAGAUCGCAGCGCGUCAGCGGCCCAGCUUCUCCAGUACGACAUCAAGCAGCAGGCACUGAAACUGACUGCCAAUAGUAUGUACGGAUGCCUUGGAUUCGAAUAUUCACGGUUCUACGCGCGGCCCCUUGCUGCUCUUACUACCCACAAGGGAAGAGAGAUUUUAACGCACACCAAGGAGUUGGCUGAGAGUUUGAAUCUUGAAGUCGUUUAUGGAGAUACUGAUUCGGUGUUCGUCAACUCGAAUGUAACCGAUCUUGCUGAGGCGUUAAAGAUCUCUGCGCUCUUCAAGAAGGCCGUGAACGAUCGAUACAAACUGCUGGAGAUCGACCUUGAUGGUGUUUUCCAGAGACUGCUGUUGCUCCAAAAGAAGAAGUAUGCUGCUCUUAAAGUUGAUGACGGUACAAAAACCAGCACGGAAAUUAAAGGUCUCGACAUGAAACGACGAGAGUACUGUGCUCUGUCUAAACAAGUUUCUCAAUAUGUCCUUGAGCAAAUUCUUUCUGGCGAAGCUACCGAGAAUGUAGUGGAGAACAUUCACGAAUAUCUUACAAAUAUUGGGGAAAGUGUCCGCAGUGGGUCUAUCAAGAUGGACGAUUACAUUAUCUUCAAGCGUCUCGGAAAAAAUCCUGAAGAUUACCCUGAUGCCAAAUCUCAACCACAUGUUCAAGUCGCUUUGAGAAUAAAGCAAAGAGGUGGCUCAGCCAAAAAUGGAGACGUCAUACCAUACAUCUUUUGCUUGGCUGAAGGCGAAGAGAGUUCGAAAACUGGACAGGCGGAUCGUGCCAAACACCCCGACGAACUUCGAAAAGCAGGGUCUGCAUUAAAGAUCGAUUACGAUCACUAUCUCUCUCACCAAAUUCUGCCACCUAUUGAACGUCUCUGCGAUCCUAUUGAGGGCACUGACCGCGCACGUCUGGCAGAAUGUCUUGGUCUCGAUCCAAUGCGCUACCGUACGUCUACGGGAGUGGAAGAAAGGGUAUUCUCUGGUCUGGAUUCACAGAUGUCUGACGCUGAACGCUUCCGAGAUGCACUACCGUUCAUCAUCCGAUGUCGCCACUGUCAAGUCAAGGUUCCUUUUCUUCCGCUUAAUGACCCUGAGGCCAACAUCUUGCAGCCAGCGGGUCCAUUGUGUCCAUCAUGUACAAAGACAAUUAGCUUGGGAAGCUUAUUGACACAACUGGAGAUCCAGAUACGCGAGUCUAUAACCAAGUAUUAUCAAGGUUGGACCGUUUGCGAUGAUCCGACAUGCAACAAUCGCACUCGGAUGAUGGGUGUAUAUGGUCGAAGGUGCUUGCGCACCGAAUGCAAAGGCAGGGUUUCAUUUGAGUAUACCGACACGCAACUAUAUAACCAACUGAGGUUUUACGUAUCGUUGUUUGAUACUCAAAAGGCACUUGACUCAACAAGGCCCGAAAAUCGAUCGGACUUGACUGCCAUCAUCACAAAAAAUCAAGUGCUACUACGAAGUCUAGGCGAAUGUGUAGAAAAACAUUUGAAUAAUUGUGGACGGCGCUGGAUUGACCUUGGUACUAUUUUCUCGUCCAUGAAACUAUGA